AAGGCGGUCUUAUUAAUAUUAAUAAAGAAGCUUCACCAUAGUACUAGUCGGUCGGGAAGGCUCGUAGGAGAAACGAGAGCUAACGCUGCAAACGGCAAGCACUUGGUAUCUGUUGUUAAAACGGACCGCGUAUAAAUCCUCAGUUACUGAAAUGGAAAAACCAACACGGGCGCCUUAAAUUUUCGUUGGAAAGCUCAAAGAGCCUCAUCCUUGUCCUCGAGCCGAAAGUGCCACUGCCCUCAUGGAAGACAAGAGGAAGAAAAGGAGUCCCAAAGUGUCCCUUCCCCAGCCCCCUCCUCCACCAAUAAACCCUCGAAAGCUCUCUGUUCUCCCAGCGAGUAAAAGCACCACAUUCUCAUUGGGUUUACCCCAGCCCCCCUCCCCAAAACCCAGGGGCAAGUUCAAGAGAUCGGUGGGGGCAAUGGGUCCAUCUAAAGAAGCUCUCGCUGUUCCUGUGGUUCCCCCCAAAAACACAAGGCCUCACAGAGAGAAACCCAGAGCUCCUCAGCCUGCUGGACCCAGCCGCGUGUCCCAGUCCUCCUCACCACUCCAGCACUCUUUCCUCACCGACGUCUCUGAUGUGAGAGAGAUGGAGGGAGGACUGCUCAACCUGCUCAACGACUUUCACUCUGGGAAACUACAGGCUUUUGGUAAGGUGUGCUCCUUUGAGCAACUAGAGCAUGUGAGAGAGAUGCAGGAACGUCUGGCCCGGCUGCAUUUCAGUCUGGACAGUCAUGUGGAGGAGCUGUCUGAAGACCAGAGAAAAAGCGCUUCAGACCGCAAUCUAGAACACCUGCUUUCUAAUCUGGAAGAAUUGAGCACCUCAAUACAGAAACUCCACCUAGCGGAAAAUCCAGAUUUACCCAAGACCUCCAGCACCUGAAGCGGGAAACCAAACCCAGCUGACCAUCAAAUCACUGUGCUGACCAAAACCCAAGAUGCCAUGGCUACAACUCAACUGCAAGUUAAUGAAGCACCAUCAUCGCAAUCUGUGUCUAAUGCAAUGCUAAGUGAUGGCAGCAGCAUCAAAGCACGUUCUCCAUGUGAACGAAAUUCAACUGCAAAAAGGGCACUUCUUGUUUUUCAAAUGAUUUGAUCUUCUCUUUUAAAUUUGAAUCUUUCCACUUUUGAGUCUGAAUGCUAAAUGGCAUCCUCUUUGUUACAGUGUUUAAGUGGUUUAUCUGGAUAAAUAAUGAUCAUUCUUACUUUAGGGAUUGCAUGAGUUGAUUUCUAAGGUUCAUUCAUCACAGGUAAAAAUUAAUUGAGAUCUAGAAUUUUAGAUCAACAAUGUCAGAAGUGAAUGAGAAGAUGAACAUUUAUGUUGUCAGUCAAUCAUCAUAACAUAAUUGAUUUUUAGUUAAUCUGUGUUCUCUGGGAAGAUGUUGUAAAUGGCUGUGGAGUAGCUAUAAACUCACUCAGGACUGUUCGAAAAUAGUGCCUCUUCUCAGUGUCUAGAUUGUUUCACUGUACGGUUUUCAUGAGACUCUCUAAAUGAUGGAACUGGAUCCUUUUGUAGAUGUUUGUACAUUAAAAUAGACAUACACUUAUUUAAAAUAAUAUGUUAUAUAGAUUGUUUGUAAACUAGAGUUUUAAAUUGCUAUUUAAUGUUGAUCUAGGAACAAUUGUGAUAGAAGUUGUUUGUUAUUCUUGAUGGCACUGAUGGAAAUGUACAAUAUUUUUGUGUUAUCUUUGCAUAAACUUAAACAAAAUCAUAAUGGAGUCAGGCAUUUCAAAUUUCAGGUUGACAUCCAGUAGGUAAUUCUAGAAUUAUAAAUUAGUUUAUUAUUAUUAUUGGAGCACAAGACUGUAUUUAAACCUUGUAGAUUUGCAGUCUCUACCCCAAAGCACAAAAGGAUAGAGUACAGUAACAUUUAAUACAAGCCACAGUGGAUGUAGGACAAAAGUACUGAAGGAGAAAACAACAACAAAAAAAAGAUACAUAGUACAUCCUCACUAAUGUCCCUAUGAAAGCCAAUCUUCCCAUUUUACACAUGUUUCAGUGAUAAACCAUCAGCACAACAUAUGGACAGGUUUGAGCAAAAGCUAAUUAUCUACACCAGUUCAAAUUUUUAUAUUUCAUGAUGCCGUAAUAUCACUUUACAGCCGACCUCUGCUACGCCUACCUCCGAAUAUUUCAGCAUAGAGUCAGUACUGUUGCCUUGAGGGGAGGUCUAUUAAAAUGUAUUUCAGAUUGAUUCAUGGCAAAUUCUGAUCCUGCAUCAGCAUGUACAGGCCGGUUCCUCUUCCCUCACUGCCCGAGUCUAAAGCAUUGACAGACAUUUAAAAAAAAUGGCUUUCAAAUAAUUCAAAAAGAAAACAUUUGCUUUGCUUUUAAACCAUGUCUUGAUUUGUUUAAGAAUGCAUAUAAACCAUCUAUUUAGAAUCUAUUUUUGUGUGCUUUAAUAAAACUUAAUGCAACAAUUC
Messenger RNA from Carassius auratus (goldfish), 2424 nucleotides. Its product is annotated as coiled-coil domain-containing protein 28B. Bases 242 to 883 code for a protein of 213 amino acids. The transcript has 6 exons. The record is from RefSeq and is a predicted model, not a curated record. NCBI's taxonomy places the organism in Eukaryota, Metazoa, Chordata, Actinopteri, Cypriniformes, Cyprinidae.